Trypanosoma brucei brucei TREU927 is the source of this 1503-nucleotide messenger RNA. RefSeq names its product metacaspase 5, putative. The coding region runs from base 1 to 1503 and encodes 500 amino acids. Gene Ontology annotation, molecular function: cysteine-type endopeptidase activity. The transcript has a single exon. The record is from RefSeq and is a predicted model, not a curated record. NCBI's taxonomy places the organism in Eukaryota, Euglenozoa, Kinetoplastea, Trypanosomatida, Trypanosomatidae. Gene Ontology annotation, biological process: proteolysis.
AUGGACGCAGCUCUCGCUUUGCUAUUUGGACAGGUUGCGACCGCAGUCCUGCCUUAUGUGGUUAACAGCAUUGGCAGGGUUCCACGGCCGAAGCGCGUGGAUGUAAAGAAGGCGAUGGGAGAGGCGCACCAAUGUCGUCCAGUGGUUCCUUACCGGGCUCCCAGACCCUACACGGAGGGACGUGUGAAGGCACUCUUCAUUGGAAUCAACUACACGGGCUCGAGUGCACAACUCGGUGGGUGUGUUAAUGACGUGAUGCAUAUGCUUCAAACACUGCAGAGAAUUGAGUUCCCCAUAUCUGAGUGCUGCAUCCUUGUGGAUGACCGCCGCUUUCCAAACUUCACGGCCAUGCCAACCCGUGAGAACAUUAUCAAGUACAUGGCAUGGCUUGUGUACGAUGUACGCCCAGGGGACGUUUUGUUUUUCCACUUCUCUGGACAUGGAGCGGAGACGAAGGGAGGACGUGACUCGAACGAAAAGAUGGACCAGUGCCUUGUGCCCUUAGACUACGAUAAGGCAGGCGCCAUUCUAGAUGAUGAUUUGUUUGAACUGAUGAUCAAGGGGCUACCGGCCGGCGUGCGCAUGACCGCAGUGUUUGACUGCUGUCAUUCCGCCUCGUUGCUGGACCUCCCCUUUGCAUUCGUGGCCGGCAGGAAUGUCUCAUCUAACCAGCGACACGAAAUGCGGAUGGUACGGAAGGAUAACUACUCUCGGGGUGAUGUGGUAAUGUUCAGUGGCUGUGAAGACUCUGGGACAAGUGCGGACGUAACCAACACUUCGUCCUUCGGUAACGGAACCGUAGCUGCGGGCGGCGCGGCUACGCAGGCCUUCACUUGGGCAUUACUUAAUACUACAGGAUACAGCUACAUCGACAUAUUUAUGAAGACGAGGGAGGUGCUUCGCCAGAAGGGCUAUAAGCAGGUACCACAAUUAUCAAGCUCAAAACCGGUUGACUUGUACAAGCAAUUUUCUCUCUUUGGCCCCCUUACCAUGAACGCAAGCCUGGUGCAGCAUUUGCCUCAGGAGUAUGUUCAACCGUGGGCGCCCCAUCCGGCAUAUCAACAACCACACGAAGCAACACUCCCUGCUUCCGUAUCUCAGCCACACUCUCAGCCAGUAAUGGGGAUCCCUGUUGCAUCAACCAGCAACGGUAAAUCAAAUCCGGGGGUUUCUGACGGAGGAAGGGCUUCAGGAGAGGUUUACCCACCGACGCAGUACCCAUCAUCGCACCCGGCGCCCCAACAACAGGCGUAUUACCAACCACCACAACAGGCGUAUUAUCAACCACCACAACAGGCGUAUUACCAACCACCACAACAGGCGUAUUACCAACCACCACAACAGGCGUAUUACCAACCACCACAACAGGCGUAUUACCAACCGGAACCACACCAUCAGCCAGCCCCGCCGCCACCACCAAAGAAAGAAAAUAAACCGGCGCGACCCGGAUACCCGAUGAGCUAUUGUAUGAAAUUUUCGCAGGGUAAACCCGGCCGCAAGUGA